AAAAAGAAAAAAAAAAAAAAAGGAAAGAAAAGACUGUGAGAGUCGUGGUUAGCGACUGGAGGGAAAGAAGAGGAGGAAACGGUUUAUCGAGUGUCGAAUUCGCGUAGACAGGUCUGUCGUAACGAAUCAUUAUCUCUCUAGUUCUUUGUGAAUUACUGUUACGAGCAUUUUCAAUUUCUACGUAACACUCGGCUAACGUUCGUUAACUUCUGUUCGUUGCGAAUCCUUUUCACAGCGAAUUAAGGCCGAGAGAGAGAAAGAUCGAAAUCCGUCUGUAAGCGACGGUGCCUGUUGUGUGUUGUCUCGUUCAAAUCAUCGCCGAGAGCAAUUCAAGUUCGCAUUAUCCAGUUCGCGAACGCGACAAACGUAAUUUCCAUCGAGAUAAUAAGACGAGGAGAUCGACUUGGUGGUACUUAAUGACGCUCAAUGACACUUAAUCGUGCUUGAUGAUCAAAGGAAUCGGGAGAUCAAGCAAGGGCGAGCGACCCGCUGCUCAAUAAAAAUCGCGGUGCAGCCUUCGUCGGACGAUAUGAAACUAUGGAUGUUCGGGAAAGUCAGCCUGGCCGUCGUCACGAUCUUCACGUUCACCCUCUAUGUUCUGUCCUUCUAUUUCAACUGCAGGAUCGACGACAUCCUGCACUUCAGGCGGAUCAUCAACGGCGACGCGCGAGUGACGAACGCGACGAAGAAGGUGCUAUUCUGGAACACGAUGUUCAACGACGAGACGUUUUACAUGGGCAACGGCGACAUCUUCCACGACUGUCCGGUAAACGAUUGUUACGCGACGCACGACAGGAGCUACGCGAAUCUCACGAACUUCGACGCGCUGCUGUUCCACGGUAACGAGCUCGAUCUCGCUGAUCUGCCGACGAGCAGAACGCCGCGGCAGUGGUACGUUUUCGUGAAUCUGGAAAGUCCGGCCAACAGACCGCUGACCAGCUACUUUUACGAGGAUUUCUUUAACGUCACGAUGACGUACAGAUUGGACAGCGACAUCGUCUGGACCUAUGGAAUCGUUAAGGAUUCCCGCACCGGCGAGAUUGUCGCACCUAGCAGAAACGCGAAUUGGCACGCGUUUUACAAUCGGCCAGGUGGCCGAGCGUUCGCCGACGAAGGCACCGGGUCGUCGUUGUCGAGGACGGUUCGAGGCAAAACGAGGCCGAUCGUCUGGUUCGUGAGCAACUGCCAGGCGAAAAGCGGCCGGCAGGAGUACGUGAACGAGCUGUCCAGGCACAUACCGAUCGACGUUUACGGGAAAUGCGGCAGCAUGCAUUGUCCAUCGAGCCACGAUUGUUUCGCACGAGUCGCCGAACCUCACUACUUUUUCUACCUGUCGUUCGAGAACUCGCUGUGCGACGAUUACGUAACCGAGAAGCUGUACAAUGCCCUCAGAUACAACAUAAUUCCCAUCGUUUACGGCGGCGCCAAUUACAGCCACUUUGCUCCGCCGCGCUCCUACAUAGACGCGCUCGACUUCGACACGCCAAAGGGCCUGGCUGAAUAUUUAGGCAAGCUGAUCGAGAAUCCGCGCGAGUACGGCGAGUACUUCGCCUGGAAGAGAUGUUACGAAGUCGACGGGGGCAUUCGGCAAGCGGUGUGCAAUCUGUGCGAGUUCCUCCAUAAGCAGAGGAGACCACGGACGUAUGGCUCGUUGUCUAAUUGGUACAGUCGGUCGAGAUGCCCCUUGCAGAACUAUCUGCGUUACCAAAGUUACCUCACAGGAUCCGUAUUCAAAGACUGACUUGGUUAUACUUUAUAUCGUUCGAAAGUAUCGCCGCGCGAAUGUCAAUCGUAUUCCUACCGCGAGAUACAUUUGUUGUUAGUUCGUGGCUAGGUCUCUUCUGUUUUAUUUAUCAUCAUCUCCGCGAAUAUGCACUACUUUUAUAUCCGUGCUGUAUGUGAUGUAGGAAACAUUUUGAAAUUUUAUUAACACUAUUAUGCGAUCGUAUUGAUCAAAGCUGAAACUAAUCUGGAAAAAUACGUUAACUUGCGGUUAGUGGUUGAAAGAAAUUUCGUAAUAUGUUAAUUUAAAUUGGUGUCAAACAUUCAAUUCACAGUUUCUUGACUUUUUCAAAUAUUUGAACAGACGCUAGCUUUUAACUGCUUUGCGAUCGUUGUAUAAAUGUAUCUUCAGAGUUCUGCUUCAAAAUAACCGAUAAUAGAGAGUGUUACUACAGC
Molecule: messenger RNA, 2178 nt
Organism: Heterotrigona itama
Lineage: Eukaryota; Metazoa; Arthropoda; Insecta; Hymenoptera; Apidae
Source: the annotation of a GenBank genome assembly